GUUUCUAGAUAUUGUAUUAAAAUCAAAGUUAUAAAGUAGUGCAAUCGUAAGGUCCGUCGUGUACGGUCCAAGUGUGUGGGAUUCUGCUGGAGGCAAUUCGCAGCCAAUGUUACCAGUAACUUACACACUAGCUUUUUUUUUUAAUAUGACUGAAGCUUCAGGUAUUUGGGAGCUUGAACAGUUCAAACCAUUGGUGGAGUUUGUUUUGGACAAGAAUGAUGAGGUACUUGGUUUUCCCGUCUUGGGAGACUUGGAAACGGUGUUUUCGAUGUAUCAGGACCGUCUCACCAAUACGAAUCACAUCCUCAAACAGAUGGAUUUUAACAACUUUCAGAGCUAUGUUAACAGCUUCAAUGACAUCACAGGCGGAUCUCUUGAGUUGGAACAGAAUGGGAGUCAAGGUAAACGCGUGGUCCAUAUCGAGAAAGUUAAGAUUUACUUGUUUCAAGAUAGGCUCAAUGGUGCACCCUUAAAACACAUUCUGUUCAAAACCUCCACCAAGUUUCACCCGGACGAGGCCCAGAAACCCACCGAGUGGUUGCUCAAGGCCUUAGCCGGCGAGUUGGGCAGUCACAUUGAAAUCUCCUCUGAGACUUCUGUUGGUGCUGUAGAGCUUUAUGCUAACAAGACCCAAUUGAAGCAGCUAUUAGAAAAGCCACUGGCGUUAGUACUUUUAAGUCGUCAGCGGGCCAAGUCCAUUACAGCGAGGAAGCCGUUCCACGAGGUUUGUAAAAACUCGACCCACGCCAAGGUCUUGAGUAAUAUAUUUGUGUCAAUUGACAAAUGUUAUCAGUCCAUUGAACAGUCUCAGAAGUUGUUUUCGAAGGGAAUAUACGAGUGUUCUAAGAGCAAGACCCAUUUCUUGCCAAUUAUUCACUCAAACACAGAUAUUGGUUUAGGAGACUGCUCAUACUUGGAUACCUGCCAUAAGAUGAAAAGUUGCCGGUAUUUACAUUACUUCACGUUGGUUCCCAAGUCCAAAAAGAAGGUGGACGUCCAGGCCGAAUUGGCAAUGGUCAAGAAAAACAUUGCAAAACUGGAGUACACAGUUGGGUUCUGUUUCAAUGAGUUCUUCAAGCCGCAGUUACCAGCACAAUGGAUUCGGUGUGAUAUCCGCAAAUUGCCGUUUCUGGUGUUGGGGAAAUUUGCAGCUAUCAUUUCAGACCCGGCCUGGGAUAUCCAUAUGUCCUUGCCAUAUGGGACAUGUUCGGACGAAGAGUUGAUGGAAUUACCGAUGAACCAAUUGCAAGAUGAGGGAGUUAUGUUAUUGUGGGUCACAGGGAGAUCAAUCGAGAUUGGAAGAAAGGCAUUGGUGAAAUGGGGGUAUAAGGUGUCGGAUGAAAUCAUUUGGGUCAAGCUCAAUCAGCUUCAAAGAACAAUAGUCACUGGACGGACAGGACACUGGUUAAACCAUUCCAAGGAGCAUUUGUUGGUAGGUCUCAAGGGAGAUCCUAGUUGGAUGAGUCGGUCUGUUGAUACCAAUGUGAUUGUGAGUGCCACCAGAGAAACGCUGAGAAAGCCAGACGAAGUCUAUGACUUGGUUGAGCGUCUUGUUGGUCCUAGUGCUCGAAAGUUAGAGAUUUUUGGAAGAGAUCACAACAUCCGCCCUGGGUGGUUUACAAUUGGCAACCAGUUAACUGGAGUCAAUAUUCACGAGCGAGAGAUAUCAGAAAAGUACACCAAAUACCAACAAUCGUUAAAGCAUAACUAA
Yamadazyma tenuis ATCC 10573 is the source of this 1711-nucleotide messenger RNA. The record is from RefSeq and is a predicted model, not a curated record. NCBI's taxonomy places the organism in Eukaryota, Fungi, Ascomycota, Pichiomycetes, Serinales, Debaryomycetaceae.